AUGACCCUCAGUGGGAGUAAUGCUCACAAAACUGAAAGAUCACAUAGUCCAGCGCCUGUUUCAAGUGACCAGGAACCUAGCUUGGAUUGUGGAAGUGGAACUAUUAAUUCAUACUGGAACAAGAUAAAAAUGUUGCAUGCACAAGCGAGACUGAUUUCAGAUCGUAAUAACAUUGGAGAAAACUUGAAAAGUAGAGGAGGGAGGUCAUGUUCAAUAUUUUCAAAAGCCCACAAUGUAUUUGAAGUCCCUGAAGCCACAGUAAAACACGAGGUCAGAAGAAGACAUGAGAAAUGGAAUUCUUUGGCAGACACUAUAUUAACAAAACCAGAAUCUGUGUUUGAGGGAAUGAUUGAAUCGCCUCUUAAACAUGAUGCAGACAAGCAAAGGGGCACAGUGACAAGUGUUGGUAUGAUACGGUGGGAGAACUGA
Messenger RNA from Vicia faba (fava bean), 429 nucleotides. The record is from the annotation of a GenBank genome assembly. NCBI's taxonomy places the organism in Eukaryota, Viridiplantae, Streptophyta, Magnoliopsida, Fabales, Fabaceae.